UGGAGAAAUAAUCCAUAUCUUGGCAAUGGUUCCGGAAGGCCAGAACUCCAGCUCCUGGAGAGUCGCCUUGCUCCAGAGGUGCCCCGGGUAGCCCUCAGAAUACAUGCUCCAGAGGUGCCCCGGGUAGCCCCCAGAACACAUGCUCCAGAGGUGCCCCGGGUAGCCCCCAGAACAUAUGCUCCAGAGGUGCCCCGGGUAGCCCCCAGAACAUAUGCUCCAGAGGUGCCCCGGGUAGCCCCCAGAACACAUGCUCCAGAGGUGCCCCGGGUAGCCCCCAGAACACAUGCUCCAGAGGUGCCCCGGGUAGCCCCCAGAACACAUGCUCCAGAGGUGCCCCGGGUAGCCCUCAGAACACAUGCUCCAGAGGUGCCCCGGGUAGCCCCCAGAACAUAUGCUCCAGAGGUGCCCCGGGUAGCCCUCAGAACACAUGCUCCAGAGGUGCCCCGGGUAGCCCCCAGAACACAUGCUCCAGAGGUGCCCCGGGUAGCCCCCAGAACAUAUGCUCCAGAGGUGCCCCGGGUAGCCCCCAGAACAUAUGCUCCAGAGGUGCCCCGGGUAGCCCCCAGAACACAUGCUCCAGAGAUGCCCAGGGUAGCCCCCAGAACACAUGCUCCAGAGAUGCCCCGGGCAUCCCCCAGAACACAUGUUCCAGAGAUGCCCCGGGCACCCCCCAGAACACAUGUUCCAGAGAUGCCCCGGGUAGCCCCCAGAACACAUGCUCCAGAGGUGCCCCGGGUAGCCCUCAGAACACAUGCUCCAGAGAUGCCCAGGGUAGCCCCCAGAACACCAUGCUCCAGAGAUGCCCCGGGCACCCCCAGAACACAUGUUCCAGAGAUGCCCCGGGCACCCCGCAGAACACAUGUUCCAGAGAUGCCCUGGGCACCCCCCAGAACACAUGUUCCAGAGAUGCCCCGGGCACCCCCCAGAACACAUGUUCCAGAGAUGCCCCGGGCACCCCCCAGAACACAUGUUCCAGAGAUGCCCCGGGCACCCCCCAGAAUACUUGCUCCAGAGAUGGCCAAAGAACCUGUGGACCUUUGA
Molecule: messenger RNA, 1041 nt
Organism: Procambarus clarkii (red swamp crayfish)
Lineage: Eukaryota; Metazoa; Arthropoda; Malacostraca; Decapoda; Cambaridae
Source: RefSeq, a predicted model, not a curated record